Mauremys reevesii (Reeves's turtle) is the source of this 963-nucleotide messenger RNA. RefSeq names its product olfactory receptor 6F1-like. Lineage: Eukaryota; Metazoa; Chordata; Testudines; Geoemydidae. Gene Ontology annotation, biological process: G protein-coupled receptor signaling pathway. Gene Ontology annotation, molecular function: olfactory receptor activity; G protein-coupled receptor activity. Bases 1 to 963 code for a protein of 320 amino acids. Gene Ontology annotation, cellular component: membrane. The record is from RefSeq and is a predicted model, not a curated record. The transcript has a single exon.
AUGGCUGGGACAGAAAUAAGAAACCAAACCAGCGUGCAGGAGUUCAUCCUCCUGGGCUUUACUGGCACUUGGUAUUUUCAGAUGUUCCUUAUUGUGGUGUUUUCAGUUAUGUACUUCCUAACCGUCAUAGGGAAUAUGUCCAUCAUAGCCCUAGUGAGGACCCACCCAUGCCUGCACACUCCCAUGUAUUUCUUCCUCUGCAAUCUCUCCUUCCUGGAGGUCUGGUAUACCACAGCAUGUGUCCCCAAGGCCAUUGGCAUCAUGCUGGGCACAAGCCAAACCAUUUCAUUCACUGUCUGCGUCCUGCAAUUGUUUUUUCUCCUCUCCAUGGGCUCCACAGAAUGUUUCCUCCUGGCCGUCAUGGCCUAUGACCGCUAUCUGGCCAUAUGCCACCCAUUGCACUACAGCUCCCUCAUGAACAGAACUUUCUCUGUUCAUCUGGCCCUCCUCUCUUGGCUGUGUGGGUUCCUGGCUAUCUCUGUGCUGGCAACUCUAAUAUCCAGAUUGUCCUUCUGUGGCCCUAAAGUCAUCAAUCAUUUCCUUUGUGACAUUGAUGCUUUGACAGCACUCUCCUGCACAGACACACGCUUCAUUGAGCUUGCAACGUUCAUUGUUUCAAUCAUUGUUGUUGUGAUCUCAUGUGUGAUAACCCUAGUCUCCUACAUUCACAUCAUCUCCACCAUCUUGAGAAUCCCAUCAUCUCAAGGCCGGCAAAAGGCCUUUUCCACUUGCUCUGCCCACCUCACCGUUGUGGCUAUCUGGUAUGGUUCCAUCAUUUUUCUGUAUGUCAAGCCUUCUGCACAGAACUCAUUGGAUUUGAACAAAACAAUCAACAUCUUUAACACUGUUGUAACCCCGCUAUUAAACCCUUUCAUUUAUACUCUAAGAAACAAAGAGGUGAAGGAAGCAAUGGGAAAGGCAUUAAGAAGGAUGCUAAGUGGUUUUGAAACACCAUGGAUUUAG